AUGGGCGUUUGGCUUGAUUCGGGGAUGCGCAUGACUACACAUGUCCUUAAAAUCAGGGACAGGACGGUUGAUACCAUCAAACAGCUGACCAGAAUCACUCCCAAUAUUAGAGGCCCCAGUGACGGAAAGAGGAGAAUGCUUGCCUCGGUUGUGCAUUCGAUGAUCCUGUAUGCCUCGCUCAUUUGGAGCAGGGCAACAGACUAUAAAUACUAUGAAAAAGUCCUCGAGAAAAUUAACAGAAUGCUAGCCCUACGCGUAGUGUCGGCGUAUCGUACAGUUUCCACAGAAGCUGUUCUCGCUCUAGCCAAAAUCCCCCCAAUUAUCCUACAAAUCGAGGAAAGAAAUCUAAUAUACAGGCACGGCUCAGGGUAUCGAUCAGAGGCCAGAAAGAUAAUGCUGGACAAAUAG
Molecule: messenger RNA, 408 nt
Organism: Sitophilus oryzae (rice weevil)
Lineage: Eukaryota; Metazoa; Arthropoda; Insecta; Coleoptera; Curculionidae
Exons: 1
Coding region: 1-408 (135 amino acids)
Source: RefSeq, a predicted model, not a curated record